AUAAUUUUUGACAACGUCAGCUAGCUGCAUAGUGAUUGUACCAGAUUGUACUGAUUAUUAUUGAUAAGCUUAUCUAGAAACGAUUGUAUCUUGGACUUUCUUUACACCUAUUAUCACUCGAGCUAAACACACGUAAAAGUGCAAUAAUGUCGUCAACACAUAUUUUCAAUGUGGAAAUGACUUGUGAGGGGUGCUCAGGUGCUGUAGAAAGAGUACUGAAUAGAUUAAAAGGGCAGGGUGUGGAUAAUGUAUCAAUAAGUUUACCAGAACAGAAGGUGUCAGUCACAUCCACACUAAGUGCUGACCAGUUAUUGGAUGUAAUUAAGAAAACUGGCAAGAAAACAACGUAUGUGGGGACACAAUAGUUCUGAUAAGAAAACUUUACCAUAGUAAUAGAUAAGUGCAGAAUGCCAGACAUAAUUUGUUCUAUCAUGUAAUUGUGUAAUUUUAAUAUCUCCAAAUUAGAGGCUAUGAGAGUGCCUUGGGCCAAAAGUUGACAACAUUAUCAUACUUUCUUUGAAUAAAUUUGUAUUGAUAUUAUAUUUUUAUGGUUGUAUUAUGUAUAUUAAUUUUAAAUUGAUGUUAUUUGUAUAUUGAAUGAAUAACUAUUACAGUAUUUUAAUAAGACAGUUUUAUAAUAAAACGUUUAUAUAAUAA
This is a messenger RNA of Helicoverpa zea (corn earworm), 657 nucleotides long. RefSeq names its product copper transport protein ATOX1 (gene Atox1). Gene Ontology annotation, molecular function: copper chaperone activity; metal ion binding. Gene Ontology annotation, biological process: copper ion transport. NCBI's taxonomy places the organism in Eukaryota, Metazoa, Arthropoda, Insecta, Lepidoptera, Noctuidae. Gene Ontology annotation, cellular component: cytosol. The coding region runs from base 147 to 365 and encodes 72 amino acids. The record is from RefSeq and is a predicted model, not a curated record. The transcript is spliced from 2 exons.